GUCGGCGCUUGUCUAAUUUCUUUUCCUCGUUCUUUCGAGGAAAGGGCUGAAUUCGCCUGGACAAUGAUUUAAUUAAAUAUAAUUCACUCUGCCCUCCUCUUUUGAUAUGAGCUCGUAUUUCUUUCUGUAUACUGCAAUCAAAUCUAUUUCUCCCUGCAUUUUUUUUUUCUUUCUUUUUUCAACGAGUGAUUAAUGUUGGAAUCAAUGGCGUCUUCUUCAUCAUCUCAGCAACAAAAUCAGGAAUUUACUGCCUUCUCUGCUAUAGAACCUGCUGGCAAAAGAAGAAAGGUUUCUGAAUCUUCAAGAUUGUUCGAUGUUUUCAUAAAUCACAGAGGCCCCGAUGUCAAAGAAACUUUGGCUACUCAGCUUUACACCUCUCUUCAGCAGUUGCGAAUACGGGCGUUUCUUGAUAAGGAAGAGAAGGAACUUGGAAAUUCUUUUCCUUCUACCAUCGAGACUGCCAUCCGCUCUGCUAAGGUACACAUAGCCAUCUUUUCCAAAAGAUAUGCAGAGUCACCUUGGUGCCUGGCUGAGCUAGUUCUCAUGUUAAACAGCCAGGCCAAAAUUAUUCCUGUGUUUUACGAAGUGAAGCCUAGUGACCUCCGCCACAUUGAAAAGGGAGCAUACGCUGAUGCAUUCAAGAAAUAUGAGGAAAAGGGCAGGUACCUGGACAAGCAGAACCAGUGGAAAGAAGCUCUUCAGUCACUUUCAUUAAUAGCUGGGGAAGAAUUUGACAGAUUCAGUGACUGUAAAAAUAUAAUAGUAGCAGUGCAAGAAGAGGUAAAUAGGAAAACAUGUUUACAUGUUGCUGAAUAUCCAGUGGGGCUUAACAACCUUGUGGAAGAUUUUGAAAGGCAUUGCCUUGAUGAACUUGUACAAGAUUUUGAAAACCAGUGCAGACUGAAGACUCUGAAGAAUAAGGUUGUGGUAGUUGGCAUUUUUGGCAUGGGUGGGUUGGGAAAGACAACUCUUGCCAAAGAAUUGUUUAACCGAAAGAAGUCUAAUUAUUCUAGUGCAAGUUUUCUGUUUGAUGUGCGAGAAGCAUCUGCGAGAAGCAACUUACCUUCUUUGCAACUUAAGCUUCUCGAAGAUCUCUUUGACACACAUCAUCUGAAUUUCACAAGUACAGAAGAAGGAACAAGCUAUCUCAAAGAUAAUCUACAAAGGAGCCCUGGGCAUUUAAGCUUCCUAAUUGUUGUAGACGAUAUCGAUCAUGUCCAGCAGUUAAACGCUCUACUGGUCAGAGAUAUCUUUAAAAAAUCUGGCAUAAAGAAAGCUCUGGUUAUUGUGACAACCCGAGACGUUGGGGUACUUGUUACCUCAGGGAUAACUCUUGGUUAUAAUUUAAAAGGAAUGGAUAAAAACCACGGGAGGAAACUCUUCUGCUGGCAUGCCUUUGGCCAAUCCCAUCCAUGUACUGGGUACGAGUCACUGGUUAAUGAAUUUGUAGACGUGUGUGGAGGGCUACCUCUGUCUCUCCAGGUUCUCGGCCGACAUGUCCAUGGUAGAGCUCACAGUUAUUGGAGGUCACAAUUGAUUAAAGCUAGAAUGAUGCUGCCUCGAGAUGUAAAGCAAAGAUUGAGAAUAAGCUUUGAGGCAUUGGAUGAUGAACAAAAACAGGUUUUCAUGGAUAUUGCCUGUUUUUUUGUGGGCAGAUCUAAGGGUACAGCCGAAAGAGUAUGGGAGGCAUCGGGAUGGAAUGCUCAACAUGCACUGGAGACACUCAAAGAUAAAUGCCUUGUGGAAGAAAUCAACGAGAUUCGGGGAGAUGUAAUUUUAUUGAGAAUGCAUGACCACCUGAGGGACUUGGGAAGAGAAAUGGCACUUGAGCUCAGCCCUCCCCAACGCCUGUGGCGUCCUCAAGAUCUGAAAUCUUCGGCUUUAAUGGGUUUCAAAAAUGUCCUCACCAAAACCAAUAUGAGGUGUUUCCACUCCAUUUUUGACAAGUCCAUUGGUUCUCAAGUUACAUUCUUUUUAGGCCAAUCAGAUAAUUGUUUUGAGACGUCAGCUUCCUUGCUAUGGCUCAAGAUCGAAGGGAAUUCCACGGAACAAUCAAGUAUUCCUUCAUGGAUUCCUCUUCAAAAUUUGCAUCAUCUAGAAAUCCACUCUGGACAGCUCAAAACGUUGUGGGAGAAUAACAUAGAGGCACUUUCCCGCUUGAAAGAGCUGCUGAUUUAUGAAAACUCUUUGAAAGAGUUUCCAGAUUUAUCAGGAAUUUCAGAUAGUUUAGAAAAUGGAUUUUUCGAAAGCCUUGAAAAGCUUGUGAUUAGCGGUGAAUAUUUUAUGUCCAAGAUAUUAAUUAGUGGAAUUCACUAUCCCAGCCUUGACUCGAUCGCACUUGAAUACAUGGGAAAUCUUAUGGAAGUAAAUUUAAGAAGUGUAAAUAGCUUAAAGUCACUUACUAUUCUAUAUUGUAAUAAACUCACAAGAUUGAUAGGAACAUCUCAUCUUACAAAUCUUGUCGUGUUAAGGAUUACUCAAUGUCCAGACCUUGAGGAGCUAAGGCUUGCUCAUCCGAGCUGUCUUGAAAGGCUCACAAUCGGUUACUGUAGAAAGUUGAAAAGUGUGCUGGGAAUAUCUUAUCUUCUGAAGCUUGUAGAAGUGGAUAUUUAUUAUUGUGAGAAGCUAGAGUUCGAUCACUUGUGUCUCUCUGGUAUGAAAUGUCUCGAGAGGAUGACAUUUGAUAAAUAUGUAAAGGUGAAAUAUAUUGAAUUAGAUAGCUGUCAAAAUUUCAAAACAAUACAGUUUGGUUAUGAAGAGCUUGUUGAAUUAAGCAUUCAGGGCUGUCUGGAGCUUGAGUUUGAGCCAGUUUUCAGAGGUCCAAGUUGCCUGGAAAAGAUUAUAAUUGAUGGAUGCAGAGAGUUCAAAUAUUUACAAUUGGAUGGUUGUAAAAAAUUGAAAACAAUACAGUUUGGCUCUGCCGAGUUUGUAGAAUUAAACAUUCGGGGCUGUCCGGAGCUUGAAGAAUUGACAAUUUUUAGAGGCCCAAAUUGCCUGGAGAGGAUUAUAAUUGAUGGAUGCGGAAAGCUCAAAUGUCUUCAAGUGGAUGAUUAUCAAAAUUUAAAAAGUGUGUUAGGAAUAUCUAUUGCAAAGCUUGCAGAAUUGGAAAUUUGUGGCUGUGGGAAGCAAGAGUUUGAUCACUUGUCUCUCAGUGGUCUCAAGUGUCUCGAGAGGAUUAAAUUUGAUACACUUGUAAAGUUCAAAUAUUUUGAAUUGGAUGGUUGUCAAAUUUUGAAAUCAAUACAGUUUGGCUGUGAAGAUCUCGUAGAAUUUAGCAUUCGAGGCUGUCCAAAGGUUGAAGAAUUGCCAGUUUUUAGAGGGCCAAGUUUCUUGCAGGGGAUUAUAAUUGAUGGAUGUGAAAAGCUGAAAUGUCUUCAAGUGGAUGAUUGUCGAAAUUUGAAAACAAUCCAGUUUAGCUCUGACGAGCUUGUAGCAUUAAACCUUCGGGGCUGUCCGGAGCUUGAAGAAUUGCUCAUUUUCAGAGUCCCAAGCUGCUUAGAGAGGAUUAUAAUUGAUGGAUGUGGAAAGCUCAAAACUCUUCAAUUGGAUGGUUGUCAAAAUUUGAAAAGUGUGCUAGGACUAUCUAAUCUUGCAAAUCUUGCACAACUGGAAAUUUGUGAUUGUGAGAAGCUAGAGUUUGAUCACUUGUGUCUCAGUGGUAUGAAUUGUCUCCAGAAAAUGACAUUCCAUAGAAAUGGAAAGGUGAAUUAUUUUGAAAUAGAAGGUUGUCAAAAUUUGAAAACAAUGCAGUUUGAUUGUGAGGAAGUUGUAGAAUUCAGCAUUCGGGGAUGUCCGGAGCUUGAGGAAUUACCAAUUUUUGCAGGUCUGAGUUGCCUGGAGAGGAUUAUAAUUGAUGGAUGUGGAAAGCUCAAAACUCUUCAAUUGGAUGGUUGUCAAAAUUUGAAAAGUGUGUCUGGUAACUUUAAUAAGCUUGGGCAGUUGCGUAUUAUAAAUUGUCCUGAGCUUGAAGAGGUGUCGAAUCUUGACAGACUGGGCUAUUUGUGGAGCAUCAUAAUUCACAGCUGUGAGAAACUCCAGAACAUAUCAGGUAUUGAAGAAUGGGAUGUAUCAGACAAUAUGAGUCUCUGUUAUUGCAGCAAUGCACUAAUACGGAGUUCCAUUCGUAAGUUGAAGAAUGUGCAGCCAUUUUUAACCACUGUUUUGAUUGGAAGGGCAGUGGAUGGAGCAGAGUCAACUUUAAACCAAUUCUCCUUUCCUGAAUUUGAAACCUAUCCACUAACUAGUGGCGACAGGCCAAUGGAUGCAUUCAUUAUAUGCCUUGUGAUAAAGGUCGAUAGCUCUUCUCCGGUAGAAGAGGUAAAUAAACUUUUCCACCCUAGAUUUCAGUUGCAACAAGGAGAAUGGAUAAUUACAAUGGUAGUUCGUAGAAUGGUUUUUACGAACUCCGAGCGUCAUACUCUAAGGAAUUGUGAAAUAUUGAAGGGGGGUUUUUGGGUAAAAGGGAAUGGCGUGCAUGUGUUACGUGCAAUUGUUGAUAAGCUAUAUCAUUCAUAAAUGGAGUCGUCUUGGAAAUUGUUAUAAAGUAUUCAUUUUUAGUGAGAGCUGUCCAUAGAGUUCAACGGUCUACAUCAUUUUUAGUGAGAGCUGUCCAUUAUUUUCUUUAAUAUGGGGAACGGUCUACAUGCACUCCUCUCCAAUCUUCUCCGAACUCUUCGGAAUUAAUCGUAAAUUUAGCUCUUUUGGUGAAUGUGAGUGGCUCGUUGGUA
Molecule: messenger RNA, 4727 nt
Organism: Cryptomeria japonica (Japanese cedar)
Lineage: Eukaryota; Viridiplantae; Streptophyta; Pinopsida; Cupressales; Cupressaceae
Product: disease resistance protein Roq1
Exons: 5
Coding region: 193-4515 (1440 amino acids)
Biological process (GO): defense response; signal transduction
Molecular function (GO): ADP binding
Source: RefSeq, a predicted model, not a curated record